GAUGGCUUUGUAUGCAAAGGCAUCACAAAACUUGAAAGAACUUGAGGAUCUUGGUUGCACAAUUGUGAAUCCAGUUGAUGUAAUGACAAUGGCCGAACAUAGACUUCUGCAAGGUCGAAAGUUUGAUCGCAUAAUUUAUAAUUUCCCUCAUGCUGGUUUCGGUGGUCGUGAAAGUGACUUCUCCCAGAUUCAGCGUCACAGGGACUUAGUUAGAGGGUUUCUGCAGAAUGCUAAACUUAUGCUUAGUUCUUUUGGUGAAAUCCAUAUAACUCACAAGACAACGUACCCUUUCACUAUGUGGUAUAUCGAGUAUUUGGCAAGUUGUGAGGGCUUGAGACUUGUUGGAGAAGUUGAGUUUGAUAAAGCUCUUUAUCCUGGUUACGAGAACAAAAGAGGCUCUGGUUUAUGUUGUGAUCAAAGUUUUUUUAUUGGAAAAUGCAGUACCUUCAAGUUCUCAUUUUAAAAAACAUAUUUGUUUUAAA
This is a messenger RNA of Vigna angularis (adzuki bean), 482 nucleotides long. Its product is annotated as heavy metal-associated isoprenylated plant protein 41-like. The coding region runs from base 2 to 463 and encodes 153 amino acids. Lineage: Eukaryota; Viridiplantae; Streptophyta; Magnoliopsida; Fabales; Fabaceae. Gene Ontology annotation, biological process: rRNA base methylation. Gene Ontology annotation, cellular component: cytoplasm. The record is from RefSeq and is a predicted model, not a curated record. The transcript has 2 exons. Gene Ontology annotation, molecular function: rRNA (uridine-N3-)-methyltransferase activity.